Messenger RNA from Chaetomium globosum CBS 148.51, 306 nucleotides. RefSeq lists its product as uncharacterized. Lineage: Eukaryota; Fungi; Ascomycota; Sordariomycetes; Sordariales; Chaetomiaceae. Bases 1 to 306 code for a protein of 101 amino acids. The transcript has 2 exons. The record is from RefSeq and is a predicted model, not a curated record.
AUGGGCCUGAGUAAUCCCACAGUCCAGGUUGACGAUUCAGCGGGUUCGAUUGGCUGGCCUGUCGAGUCUCGUCGGACGGCUGCGGCACAGCACGGCCUGCCCCCCAUGCACACAUACCUGGGACGGGACGGGUCGGUCGAGGCCAGGCACAGCGCCACAAAAACACACCGACAUCAAACCGGUGCCGCAGUCGGCAUGUUAGCUUGCUGUGUCUCGGUUACUUGUACUUGUUUUUCUUCGCUUGCUUCCAGUGCGGUGCUUGUGUCUCGCCCGCCCGAGACCCGUACCCCUAAGUCCGAGUCCUGA